AUGAUCUCAAUAUUCAUCACCCACAUUAUUAAUCCUUUAGCCUUUAUCGUGCCUGUUCUACUAGCUGUUGCCUUCCUAACCCUGCUUGAACGAAAAGUGCUUGGUUAUAUACAACUACGAAAAGGUCCAAACAUUGUAGGGCCUUACGGCCUAUUGCAGCCAAUUGCUGAUGGUGUUAAACUCUUCAUUAAAGAGCCUAUUCGCCCUUCCACCUCUUCCCCCGUCCUUUUUCUAUUAGCCCCUAUCCUUGCACUCACCCUUGCUCUAACCCUUUGAGCUCCAAUGCCUAUACCAUACCCCGUUAUUGACCUUAACCUUGGAAUCUUAUUCCUCCUGGCCCUAUCAAGUCUAGCAGUCUACUCAAUUUUAGGCUCAGGAUGGGCCUCCAAUUCCAAAUAUGCAUUAAUUGGUGCCUUACGGGCCGUGGCCCAAACAAUUUCUUACGAGGUUAGCCUAGGACUUAUUCUACUAAAUACCAUUAUUUUUACAGGCGGCUUCACACUACAAACCUUUAACGUAGCUCAAGAGAGCGUUUGAUUAAUUUUACCAGCCUGGCCCCUAGCCGCAAUAUGGUAUAUCUCUACCCUCGCAGAGACUAACCGUGCACCUUUUGAUCUCACCGAAGGAGAGUCAGAACUAGUCUCAGGGUUUAAUGUGGAAUACGCCGGAGGUCCCUUCGCCCUAUUUUUCCUAGCAGAAUAUGCAAAUAUCUUACUUAUGAAUACACUCUCCGCAACUUUAUUCCUAGGAGCCUCCCACAUUCCCUCCAUCCCUGAGCUUACUGCUAUUAACCUUAUAACUAAAGCAGCUCUUCUUUCCAUCGUGUUUCUCUGAGUUCGAGCCUCCUACCCUCGCUUCCGUUAUGACCAGUUAAUGCACCUAAUUUGAAAAAAUUUCCUCCCACUAACAUUAGCAUUAGUCAUUUGACACUUAGCGCUCCCCAUUGCAUUUGCUGGCCUCCCCCCUCAGCUAUAA
Messenger RNA from Sander lucioperca (pikeperch), 975 nucleotides. Lineage: Eukaryota; Metazoa; Chordata; Actinopteri; Perciformes; Percidae. The record is from the annotation of a RefSeq genome assembly.